CUCCGUAGCUAGUUGUUGCUCGUCCGAGGCUCGAACGGUGAUUGAGUAUAAUGGCGACGCGUACACUCUGACUUGAGUCCACGGUGCAGUCUGGAGCCAACAAAGGGAACCGUUUGGAUUUCUUUUUUUUUUUUUUUUUUGUUCUGGGGCUGCUCUGCCGAAAACAGCGAGCAGGCUAAGCGGCCACGGAAAGAAGAACAUUCGCCCUCAGUGACGAGGAGGGAGCCAGGAGGAAUUGCACUGUUAGCAUUGCUAUCUGUAGCAUUGCGCUUCGCUAGCUUGCUAAGUUGAAGAGGUGGCUUCAAUGUGUGUGAACUGGAGAAGCGGUGAAAACUGACAAGUUGGAUUUGUGCAAACUGAAAAAUGUGUUUACGGAAUAGCGUGUUUGCAUAAUUUAGAUUUCCCCCCUCUCGGCGACCCCAUCCAGCAAGUAUUGAUUUGUAGACAACGUUAGCUUGUAGUUUUUGUUUUAUUAUUAUUGUAAAGGAUCCAGCACCCUCCUUCCUUGGGUUAGCCAGCAGGCUAGCUUUUUGUGGAUUUUUUUUUUCUCUCUCUCUCUCCCUUCCUCGGCUUCUUUUCCUGUCUGGACUCGCUUUUACCUCACCGGGAAACUGCCUACCCAGCUCUCUAGACAGCUUGCUAGCAUAAAGCUGCUAGCUCGCUAACUUGUAAAAAAAGAAAAAAAAAAUUGCUUUUAUUUUUUUUCGAGCCCCUUUUUGUAAAUGACCACCGGCAGGAACAACCGGGCGAUGAUGGAAGGAGUCGGAGCCAGAGUGGUCCGCGGACCCGACUGGAAGUGGGGGAAGCAGGACGGCGGAGAGGGGCACGUCGGCACCGUCAGGAGUUUCGAAAGUCCAGAAGAAGUGGUCGUUGUUUGGGAUAACGGAACUGCUGCCAACUACCGCUGCUCCGGAGCUUAUGACAUACGGAUAUUAGACAGCGCUCCAACAGGGAUCAAGCAUGACGGAACCAUGUGUGACACCUGCCGUCAGCAGCCAAUCAUCGGGAUUCGCUGGAAAUGUGCCGAGUGCACCAACUAUGACCUCUGCACAACCUGUUACCAUGGAGACAAGCAUCACCUGAGACACCGAUUCUACAGGAUCACCACGCCGGGCAGCGAGAGAGUUCUUCUGGAGUCACGUCGCAAGUCGAAGAAAAUUACAGCCCGGGGGAUCUUUGCGGGCGGCAGAGUGGUCAGAGGUGUGGACUGGCAAUGGGAAGACCAAGAUGGAGGCAACGCGAGGAGGGGAAAGGUGACAGAGAUCCAGGACUGGAGUGCGGCCAGCCCCCACAGCGCCGCCUACGUGCUUUGGGACAACGGGGCCAAGAACCUGUACAGGGUCGGCUUCGAGGGAAUGUCGGAUCUGAAAUGUGUCCAGGAUGCCAAAGGAGGCUCGUUUUACAGAGACCACUGUCCUGUUUUAGGUGAGCAGAACGGAAACAGAAAUCCGGGCGGUCUCCAGAUCGGAGACCUGGUCAACAUCGAUCUGGAUCUAGAGAUCGUCCAGUCCCUGCAGCACGGCCACGGGGGAUGGACCGACGGCAUGUUUGAGACCCUGACCACCACGGGCACCGUGUGCGGCAUCGACGAGGACCACGACAUCGUGGUUCAGUACCCCAGUGGCAACAGGUGGACCUUUAACCCAGCCGUGCUGACGAAGGCCAACGUGAUGCGGAGCGGCGAAGUCGCGGCCGGCGCAGAGGGAGGGAGCUCCCAGUUUCACGUGGGCGACCUGGUCCAGAUCUGCUACGACAUCGACCGCAUCAAGCUGCUGCAAAGAGGCCACGGGGAGUGGGCCGAGGCCAUGCUGCCCACCCUGGGCAAGGUGGGCCGCGUGCAGCAGAUCUACUCUGACAGCGACCUGAAGGUGGAGGUCUGCGGCACUUCCUGGACGUACAAUCCUGCGGCUGUCACCAAGAUCGCCCCCUCCGGCUCCGCUGUCAGCAACGCCUCCGGAGAGCGUUUGUCUCAGUUGUUGAAGAAACUAUUCGAGACGCAAGAGUCUGGGGACAUCAACGAGGAGCUGGUCAAAGCCGCGGCUAACGGGGACCUGGCUAAAGUGGAGGACAUUUUGAAGAGGCCUGAUGUGGAUGUGAACGGACAGUGUGCGGGACACACUGCGAUGCAGGCGGCCAGUCAGAACGGUCACGUGGACGUCCUAAAGCUGCUGCUCAAACACAGCGUGGACCUGGAGGCCGAGGAUAAAGACGGCGAUCGGGCGGUGCACCACGCGGCGUUCGGCGACGAGGGCUCCGUCAUCGAGGUGCUCCACAGGGGCGGGGCCGACUUGAACGCCAGGAACAAGCGGAGGCAGACGCCGUUGCACAUCGCAGUCAACAAGGGCCAUCUGCAGGUGGUCAAGACCUUGCUGGACUUCGGCUGCCACCCCAGCCUUCAGGACUCGGAAGGCGACACGCCUCUGCACGACGCGAUCAGCAAGAAAAGAGACGACAUGCUGUCGGUGCUGCUGGAGGCCGGCGCAGACGUCACCAUCACCAACAACAACGGCUUCAACGCCCUGCAUCACGCCGCCCUGCGAGGGAACCCCAGCGCCAUGCGCGUGCUGCUGUCCAAACUGCCGAGGCCGUGGAUCGUAGACGAGAAGAAGGACGACGGUUACACCGCCCUGCAUCUGGCCGCGCUCAACAACCACGUGGAGGUGGCCGAGCUUUUGGUGCACCAGGGCAGCGCCAGCUUAGACAUUCAGAACGUGAACCAGCAGACGGCAUUGCACCUCGCGGUGGAGCGCCAGCACACCCAGAUCGUCCGGCUGCUGGUGCGGGCGGAGGCCAAGCUGGACGUGCAGGACAAGGACGGGGACACGCCGCUACACGAGGCGCUGCGUCACCACACGCUGUCCCAGUUGCGGCAGCUCCAGGACAUGCAGGAUGUCAGCAAAGUGGAGCCCUGGGAACCCUCCAAGAACACAUUAAUCAUGGGCCUGGGCACCCAGGGGGCAGAGAAGAAGAGCGCGGCGUCCAUCGCCUGCUUCCUGGCAGCAAAUGGAGCGGACCUGACCAUUCGCAACAAAAAGGGCCAGUCCCCUCUGGACCUCUGUCCGGACCCCAGCCUGUGUAAGGCCUUGGCCAAAUGUCACAAGGAGAAGAGCAGCGGCCAGGUGGACACCCGCAGCCCGUCUCUGAACAGCAACAUCGAGUCCCUGGAGGAGUGCAUGGUCUGCUCGGACAUGAAGAGAGACACGCUGUUCGGGCCCUGCGGACACAUCGCGACCUGCUCGCUCUGCUCGCCGCGGGUCAAGAAGUGUCUCAUCUGUAAGGAGCAGGUCCAGUCCAGGACAAAGAUUGAGGAGUGCGUAGUCUGCUCUGACAAAAAGGCAGCCGUGCUGUUCCAGCCCUGCGGUCACAUGUGCGCUUGUGAGAACUGUGCCAGCCUCAUGAAGAAGUGCGUACAGUGCCGGGCUGUGGUGGAACGCCGCACCCCCUUUGUCCUCUGCUGCGGAGGGAAAGGUAUGGAGGAUGAUGCCGCUGAUCAUGAUGAUGAUGAUGAUGAUGAUGAUGAUGAUGACCUUACAGGGAGCUCUAACACUAUGGCAGGGGGAUCCCAGGAUCUUCUCCAGCCCAACAAUCUGGCACUAAGUUGGUCCAGCGGGAACAUCCCAGCCCUGCAGAGAGACAAAGAUAACACUAACGUCAACGCUGAUGUGCAGAAGCUACAGCAACAGCUUCAAGACAUCAAGGAGCAGACCAUGUGUCCGGUGUGUCUGGACCGACUGAAGAACAUGAUCUUCAUGUGCGGCCACGGCACCUGCCAGCUGUGCGGCGACCGGAUGAGCGAGUGCCCCAUCUGCCGCAAGGCCAUCGAGCGCCGGAUCCUCCUUUACUAGAGCGCCUCCUUUUUAUCCACGCCCGCUAAUCGCCACAUCCACACCAGCUGAGCAGCCGAGGCGGCCAGCCACGUCUUAACACUAAAGUACAAACGCUCGGUUAGGUGACCGUGUUUCAGAAUGGAGCUUGUGUUACAAAGAAACUGGUCACUUUUUGCUGUUUUUUUUUUUUUUUGUCUCUGUAUGUUUUCAGUGCAGCCCGACUGAUGCUUAUCCUGCAGGAAUCAUACUUUUCUUAAGUUUUCUUCCACAGUCCUCUCCUCUCCCUGCAGUUAUCUGUGUGUUUUUAUUUCUUUCUUUCUUGAUUUUUCUUUUUCAAGAGACUGAAGUUCAGAUUCAGAUCAAUCUUCCUCUGGACAAACUUAGAGUAAACUCACGACAAGAGGAGGUCUGUCUCUCUUUUUUCCUUGUUGAUGUAAAGUUCUCAUUGCAUGGGUCACAGUCAGUGACAGCUGCCGUCAGGUUCCCCCCCCACCCCCAAGUGUGUUAAAAAAAAAAUCUUUAUGCAAACGUGUUGGGGUCAGAAGGUCCAGAUGUGGACUUCAUUUUUCAUGACAGUAUGAAACGUUUUGAGGUUUUCAGUUCGACGCGAUGCUUUAUAUUACCCUGACUGUCCUCCCAGCAGGAGACCAAACGGUUGGCAGUUUUUGCACUUAGAAAGAAAGAGGCCGACUUCAGCUGAGUGAUGCAACGUGGACACUUUUAAGCCUGGCUGUCCGCAGGUAGCACGCUCCAGCAUGUUUACCAGGCUGGGACGACGACAGUGUUGGCGGUUUACCGGACUCGAAACGCACCAUCCUAUUCAGCUUUCUGUCCUGUGAGCAGCCUGUGUCGUAACCUUUUUUUUUGCACACAAGUGUGACGCAAAAACGUUUCUGCAGAACAAGCAACCCCUGACGCAACCCCCUCCACGUCAAAACUGUUGAAAUCGAAAAGCGAGCACCGCUGGUUUGCCGCUCCCGCCGAGUCCGUGCCACCUCGCUUCCAGAGGUCUUUUUAUCACGACACGAGCGCGCACCUCGACAAAUUAGAAUAUCGUUGACAAGUACAUUCGUUUUCAGCAAUUCAGUUGGGGGGGAAAAAAAAGGUCCGACCUGCAUGUCCUUUUUAUUUAUUGCACAUUUUUAAAGAGUCAAUUUUGAUGAUUAUGGCUAAAAGCAAAUCAAAACCCAAAAUUCAGUUAGAUUACAUAUUUUUAAAUCAGAAAAGUCGCCCUACAGGAAAGUACAUCAAUGUGCUCAACUCGGUCAGAGCUCCUUUUGCAUAAAUUAUUGCAUCAGUGGUAGUUAGGAUGGGGGUGUUAAUCUCUUGUCUGCUCCAUAGUUUGGCUAAGAGGUUGCUGCCUUUUCACUUGUAGUUGUUUACCCUUCCUCUAGGGGGCGUCAACAACUAUCUGCUGACAAAGUGCCAAGUCAUCCGUCUUCCCCAUGACUGUGUAGUGUUGUGUAACCCAUGAUAACGAAAAGUGAUAAAACUGUUCCCCGUGCACCAUCUAGCAGUGUUUUUUUCCUUCCACUCAACUUUCCAUUAAUAUGGCAGCAGUUUGUAAAUACCUAGCUUAUUCAGCCAAUGCAUUUUUGGUGCAUCACUCUGCUUUUGGAGGACGUCAAUAACAAGUCUGCUGCACGACUGUCCAGUAAGCAGCCUUCAAUGGCCAUAACAGCAGCAUCGAUUGGUAAUUGCUAUCAGUUUUAAUAGGCAGUGUUCAAUUCUCCUGAGACACCCUGUGGGUUUUCAUUAGCUGCAAGUCAUAAUCAUCAAAAGUAGUAGAAGUUAACACUUUAAGUGCAUUGAAAGGAUAUAAGUUUCCCUUUUUUUGUAAUUGAAUUAGUGAAAUAAAUAACGUUUUUCAUCGAUAUUCUAAUUUACUGAGAUGCGGCUGUAUGUAUGUGUGUAUGGGGAUUAGGUGCUCCUGGUCUCACAUUCAUUUUUUUUUUUUUUUUAAGAAAAAGAUUUAUUUAAGUGUUUUCCAUUUUCUCAGAAUUAUCCUUUAUCAAGCAUAGAGAGAACAAUCUAUAAUAAUAAUUAAAAAAAAGCGUGGAAUAAUUUAUUUUGUAUCUUUGCCCUAAGGUUAGGAUUUUUAGGUGUCACUGCCUUCCGACUAUGUAGCCUCAAAGUCUCAGACAUUCUGCUUUGAUAUUCAUGUUGAAAUAUGUGAUGUACUUUGGUUGACAAUAGCUCUGUAGCAGUUAUCAGUACAAGUGUUCUUUUUUUUUUUUGUUUCUUUUCUUUUUUGCUGAAGUAGGUCUGCGUAAGUUCAUCUGCGUCACGGGAAAAUGAAACACGUUCGUGCUGUUCAAGGUGUGAAGCGACUUCUCCCGCCAGUGUUUUAGUUUUUGUCGUCUCUUUAAGAGCUCGGCGUCCAUCCCGGCGGACUCUCCGCCAACUGGCUUCUCCUAAUAAGCGGGACAUUCGCGACCACAAACAGAGUGUUGUUUUUUUUUUUUAUGUUUCGUUAGGACUUAAAGCAAAUUCUGACUACAGUUUUCGAUUGUUUUUUUCUUUCUUCGAUGAAGCGUUAAGCUAGAAGCACUAAUAUGCUUUGUUGUAGUAUUGUCAUACAAUGGUUGUUAUAAAAACAUUUGAAAUAUUA
This is a messenger RNA of Fundulus heteroclitus (mummichog), 6438 nucleotides long. RefSeq names its product mindbomb E3 ubiquitin protein ligase 1 (gene mib1). Gene Ontology annotation, cellular component: cytoplasm. Gene Ontology annotation, biological process: protein ubiquitination. The record is from RefSeq and is a predicted model, not a curated record. The transcript has 22 exons. Gene Ontology annotation, molecular function: zinc ion binding; protein binding; ubiquitin-protein transferase activity. NCBI's taxonomy places the organism in Eukaryota, Metazoa, Chordata, Actinopteri, Cyprinodontiformes, Fundulidae. The coding region runs from base 723 to 3845 and encodes 1040 amino acids.